GAUGUUUGAAGAAGUUGAGGAGCGGUGUGAUGCCUAUUUACAAACCUGGUGGGAACAAGAAGCUGCUGGAGUGUUAAGUAGUCUAUCGGGUUCAAAUGGGCCUCUGGAUACAGAACUCACCUCCUUACCUGAUUUAGAAAGUUAUGGUCACUCCGAAUCGGGGAGUGGAAUACAAACUAUGCAGUUAACACGGGAUGAACUGCUUUACGCAAACCAAUUGGAUUACUACCUUACCAUGCGUCUCACAUCUACCGAUUUCACACCUAUCCAAAAUGGAGUUCCUCGUGACUUACUAACAUAUAUGUCACGAACUCAAGAUUCAGUUUCUCGCGAAAAACAGUUAAAAACGCAGCUGAAAAAUCCUCAUUCUGAUAUCACGGAAAUAUGGAACAUUAUGAAGACAAUUUCUCAUCAUAUGCGUAAUGAGCACAGUAGUAUGUUAUCAUAUGACCAUCCAUUGGAAGUUCGAGCGUCUAUAUCUAUACAAAAUACUUUAUCACUAUGUUCUUUAGAACAUUUGGAGUCUGAGUUUCUAGAGUUUCUAAAAAUAACGAUUGCUAACCAGCCUCGAUUAGCUCGACUUGGUGGACGUCCAGGGACCCGAUCAUUAGUGCGUGCAUAUCUGAGUCUUCGUCUACCAUCCGACAACGUAGCAGAUGUUCCUUCUUUGAGUAACCUCUAUCAAUUAUCCGAACAAAACGGUUGGGAAUUUGAUGAUGGUCUUGUAGAUGGUGUUCCUGUGUGGCCAAUGAUUUUUUACUGCCUUCGAACGGGAGAUACUGAAGUUACUUUGGAAGUUGCUCGUGAUGCCUUAAACAACUUAGGAAACUUUGUAACGGUGCUAGAGGAUUAUGUAAAACAUAACCGCCGUCUCAGAACUCCCAACCAAGCAAGAUUUCGUCAGACAUGCAAACAAGUGAUCAAGUCUACUCGUGAUCCAUAUAAACGACUAACAUAUUCUAUUCUUGGCCAAUGUGACCUCACUGAAAAUCAUUCAGACAUUAUUUCAAAUAUAGAUGACUUUCUAUGGAUAAAGAUAUCUCAAGUUAUUGCUCAAGAGCCCUCAGAAUCAGUGGUUGCAUCAAAAAUUAGUAUGGAUGAUACUUUUACUUUAGGUCAAUUGCAAACUUUACUAUACGAAACCUAUGGUGAGGUGCACUUUGACGCAUGGUCUCAACCACUGGUGUUUUUUAAAAUACUUUGUCUUACUCAACAGUAUGAAGCUGCUAUUGGAUUUCUCGCUCGAUUUGAACAACUACGAUGCCAUGCUGUUCAUAUUGCUUUAGUUCUGAGAGACUUACAUAUGCUUUUACUUCCCAACUGGCUCCACGCGCCACUUGUGGUUCGUAAUGAUUACGAUCCUACAGGGUUUCGUAGGCUUAAUUUGGCUCGUUUAAUUAUGUUGUAUACGCGGAAAUUUGAAUUCACUGAUCCAGAAAAAGCCCUUAUGUAUUAUUACAUGCUUUCUGACAUCCCAAUUACUACUGAAAAGUCACCUGAAGAAGAUUCUAAUGCAACUAUUCCAAGUGGUCUAUACAAUACGUCUCUCGAACAUUUGACUGCUAAAGGUCAAAAUUUGUUCGUCCAAUGUGUUUGUGAAUUGGCUUUAGCAAACAAGGAGUUAGAUUUACUCUUGGGAUGUGUUGGUGAAAACGAUAUUCGCAAACCUGGUGCUAUCGACCGCUUUUGCAGGUCUGUAGAAUCCCGUCGAGAGUUGAUCCGUACUGUUGCUGAUGUUUUUGAGUCCACUGGUCAAGUAGUUGAAGCUAUUCAUUUAUAUUUACUAGCUUCUUCCUGUGGAGAUCCUAAACCUGACGUUCUAGUUUCUGUUACUUUGAUAAAUACUGUACUAUCAAGUGUCAUAGUAACAUCUGAUCUUGGGUCAACACCAAUUACACAAUCCCGAUCCGGAGGACAAUUGGAUCGUAGUUCACUUCUGAGACUUGCGACAGAGAUUGCUCAUAAAGUCCGCCGUCUAGGCUUAUCAUCAGAUGAUAGUAAUCAUCUCAUCCAAAAUGACAUGGAAACAAGUGUGACUGGAUCUACCUCGGCUAUAAAAAUAUUAUUUUACCUCCUCGAUUUGGCCGCGUUCUUCGACUUAGUUGAUGCAGAAAGAUGGCAAGCAGCUAUUGACCACAUAGAUCAGCUGGGUUUAUUCCCAAUUAAUUCGCAAGCUUCCAAUGUAGAAUUUUGUGCGAUGCUGUUCUCGCAACUCCCAGAUCUUGUUCGCCGCCCUCUGCCGUGGGCAUUAUAUGCUUUAAUGCGUUGCUUAUCAGCGAAGUGUGGUCGAGUUACAUCUGUCACAAGCAAUGAAACGCGAGCGGACAGCACUUCAAAAAUGGCUACUUCUGAAAUUCGCUCCAGAGCAAAGGCCUUGAUAGCAUAUGUUGGUCGUAUUCCGCACAGACUACCAAGUGAAAUUUAUGCUGGACUUACUAGGAUGGAUAUGGAGAUAAUAUAGUCUGCUACUGAAAUGCUUUCGAACAAUCAACUAUUAGUGUUGUGUACAUUAUCAAUACUUUCUGUGUACCUUUUCUACAAUAAAUUAACGAAUAAGGUUGCUAUCGUUGAUUAUCUCUACUGUUACUGUAAUGAUUUCACCACCGAAUCCACAUUCUGAAUGAUGAUCGCAGUAAAUUAGGUUACUAUCACAAUACAAACUUUCAGCGUAACCAAAAUUGUAUUAUUACAUCGGAAACGUAAAAAUUUUUUUUACAAAAUAUAGAUUCUCAUUACAAUUUUAUUACAAA
This is a messenger RNA of Schistosoma mattheei, 2750 nucleotides long. NCBI's taxonomy places the organism in Eukaryota, Metazoa, Platyhelminthes, Trematoda, Strigeidida, Schistosomatidae. The record is from the annotation of a GenBank genome assembly.